Molecule: messenger RNA, 366 nt
Organism: Histoplasma mississippiense
Lineage: Eukaryota; Fungi; Ascomycota; Eurotiomycetes; Onygenales; Ajellomycetaceae
Exons: 2
Coding region: 1-366 (121 amino acids)
Source: RefSeq, a predicted model, not a curated record
AUGGCGGGGGGCCCCGUCGCCUGGCGAAGCUGCCGGCAGACAGGGGUCUCCAAAUCAUCAACCGAGGCCGAAUAUAUCGCAUCCUCCGAAGCCGCAUAUGAGCUCGUCUGCCUACGGGAGCUCCUAGAAGAUGCCGGUUUCGUGCCGUCCAGCCUCAAUAAUCUGGAUGCCGACGAUCACCCCAACCCACCUCCGGCGAAUGGCCUUGCUUAUACGAUUCAUGCCGAUAACAAGUCUGCCAUCGAGCUAUCCUCUUCCGAAGCGAUUCCGCGCCGAUCGAAGCAUAUAGAGGUCCGAUUCCAUAUCCUUCGGGAUCUCGUCCGCAAGAAUGAGAUAUCGGUCCGUUGUCUUUGUACCUGUACUUGA